AUGAUCCCCGCUGCUAUCCUCUACUCUUCACUCCUUGGUUCUCUGGUCUUUUCCUGCAGACUUCAAGGAUCCUUGGGGACUAGGUUCGAACGCCAUCCUGUCUCCCUUUCCCUGUCUCGUCCUGAUGUUACCUCCGUCUCAAGACUGCGGGGAGGUGCUGACGAUCUAGAUCUGAGCAGUAGCUCGGAUAACGUUCUCUUGUACCGAUUUGCCCCUGGGUCAAAUGCGACGUUGGAGGAGAUGGCAAGGGAAUUCAAGAAAGAGACGUUGGAUGCAAUCAGACCCACGUUUCCUGACGUCAGACCGGAUGAGGAGUUUGAUAGUCAAGGACGAAAUAUCUACGACAUGAACUUCGUUUGUAAUGUUAGGGAGCCUGGCGCAGAAGGGACUGCGGCGAGUAAGUGGAGGUUUAUCGUAGGAGGCCUCAGCGACCAGCACUUGGUCGCCAUGCACACUGACCACAAGACGUUGUUAAGCUUCUAUGGACUCACUCCUGAUGCUCUCGUGAGAAUGAUGCCGAAAGAAAACGCAGGCUCGUACUUCUUGUUCUCGGACUCCAGCUGCAUCCUGACCGACAGGCAUUGCCCCUGGCAAAACUGCACUUUACGGUCGGAGACGGAAUACAUUCACAACAUCGGGAAAAUUUUCGUGGAUGCUCUGCUGCAAGGAAAAGGCUUCUACAUGCCUGAUGAGGGAAUCCUACUGGGGCCCUACUGGUACUGGAGGAAUGUUGGGCCGUACAUUCUCAUAACUCACG
Molecule: messenger RNA, 757 nt
Organism: Guillardia theta CCMP2712
Lineage: Eukaryota; Cryptophyceae; Pyrenomonadales; Geminigeraceae
Exons: 7
Source: RefSeq, a predicted model, not a curated record